Messenger RNA from Phycodurus eques (leafy seadragon), 4611 nucleotides. It is a transcript of the gene bicd1a, whose product is annotated as bicaudal D homolog 1a. Gene Ontology annotation, molecular function: dynein intermediate chain binding; cytoskeletal adaptor activity; dynactin binding. Gene Ontology annotation, biological process: positive regulation of receptor-mediated endocytosis; regulation of microtubule cytoskeleton organization; protein localization to organelle. The transcript is spliced from 10 exons. Bases 245 to 3028 code for a protein of 927 amino acids. Gene Ontology annotation, cellular component: cytosol; Golgi apparatus. The record is from RefSeq and is a predicted model, not a curated record. NCBI's taxonomy places the organism in Eukaryota, Metazoa, Chordata, Actinopteri, Syngnathiformes, Syngnathidae.
CACGGCUUCAUUUGCGCGCUGCUCCGCUUCUUUUUUUUUAUGUCGCGUCCCAUCCACUAAGGGAGGCAAAUAGAAGAAUUGGACUCGAUACUUCUAUUUUCUGGCCGCUGUCCAGGGGAGGGGGCGUCUAUUCCGCAUCCCCUGCAUGCUCCUCCCGCCCGCCUCUGCGCUGGAGGAGAGCCGCAGACCAACAGGCUGGGUGGGGGCGGUGGGGGGGCCGGAGAGAGACGGACAGUGAGGGGCGAUGGCGGCCGGUGCGGGAUGCGCAGAGUCGGCGGAUCAGUACCGGGCCGAGGUGGAACGGUUGGCCCAGGAGCUGAGCGAAGCGAACCGGGAGAAGAUCCGGGCUGCGGAGUGCGGGCUGGUGGUCCUGGAGGAGAACCAGGCGCUGAAGCACAAGUGUGGCGAACUGGAGAGCGAGCAGGAGGCUUUGAGGAAGGAGUUGGAACAAUUACAGGAGGCAUUCGGCCAAGCAUACAGCAACCAGCGGAAGGUGGCCGAGGACGGAGAAAGCAAUGAGGAGACGCUGCUGCAGGAGUCUGCCUCCAAGGAGGCGUACUACAUGACUCGUCUUUUGGAGCUGCAGACGGAGCUGACCGUGAGCCGCUCCGUGACUUCCAACACCCAGUCGGAAAAUGAGAGGCUCAACGCAGUCGUGCUGGAGCUGCGAGAGAGUAAUGAGAUGCUGGAGCUCCAGAAGAGUAGGAUGAGGGAGGAGAUCAAGGAGUAUAAGUUCAGAGAAACCCGGCUGCUUCAGGAUUACACCGAGCUCGAGGAGGAGAACAUCACCUUGCAGACGUUGGUCUCGACGCUCAAACAGAGCCAGGUGGAGUAUGAGGGUCUCAAGCAUGAGAUUAAGGUGCUGGAGGAGGAGACUGUUCUGCUCAACAGCCAACUUGAAGACGCUUUACGACUGAAAGAAAUCUCUGCGGGACAACUGGAGGAGGCCCUGGAUGCCCUCAAGAUUGAGCGGGAGCAGAAGAACAAUCUGCGAAAAGAGUUGGCCCAUCACCUAAGCCUGAGUGACAGCGUCUACGGGGCAGGUGCCCAUAUUGCCCUCACUGUCACCGCCGUCGAAGGCCUCAAGUUCCCAGAGGAGGUCAACGGAAGCGCCGGCGCUAACAGCAGCAACGGCAGCGUUAUCGCCGCUGUCAACGGCAACGAUGACGACGGUUGUCGACACAACGGCCACCUUCACGCAGACGCCGUGUUGGCCCAAAUGAAUGGAGACUAUCGUACGGGCAGAAAGAGCGAGGGUCUGCACCCGGUGCCAGACCUGUUUAGUGAGCUCAACCUCUCAGAGAUGCAGAAGCUCAAGCAGCAACUCAUACAGGAAGAGCGUGAGAAAGCGGCGCUGCUCUUGAACCUGCAGGAGUCGCAGACCCAGUUGCAACACACACAAGGCGCCCUAACUGAGCAGAGUGAGCGCGUCCACCGACUCACGGCGCACAUCAAUGCCACGAAGCAUCUGAACGGUGGCCAAGAGCCGGAUGACCCUCAAGAGAGUGAGAAACCUGCUGACGGCCUCCCGUCACCACAAGCCGAUGGUCAUCGCGACGUGGACAUACACGGGUUGGAGUUUCUGGAGUGUAAAUACAAGGUGGCUGUGACAGAGGUGAUCGACCUGAAAACAGAGCUGAAGGCCUUGAAGGAGAAAUACAGCCAGGCUGCGGAGGCGCACACAGAUGGCCAACAGGUAACCCGUUUGGAAAGCAGUUUACGGGAAGGCCGAGAGAGGUUGGCGAGCCUGGAGGCGGAGCUGCGAGCGUCCGUGAGCACUGCCGCAGAGAGCCAGGCCCUGCUGAACACAGCACAGGACGAGCUGGUGACCUUCAGCGAGGAGCUGGCUCAGCUCUACCACCAUGUGUGUCUGUGCAAUAACGAGACACCCAACCGCAUCAUGCUCGACUAUUACCGCCAGAGUCGAGUCACGCGCAGCGGCAGCCUUAAAGGCUCUGAAGACCCGCGGGCUUUACUUUCACCUCGCCUGGCUCGACGCCUGGCUGCAGUUUCGGCGCUCUGCUCCUCUGAGGCUCAACGUAGUCCAAUGGACUCCCCGUCAAAGGAGAGCCGUGACAGUGACACGGCCACCAACCCAGCGGACUCCCCAGCUCAACACGGUAGCCCCAACCGCAACCCCAUCAGCUCCCCUGUCAUCAGCAUGUCCCCUUGCUCGUCUCCAGUGCCCUCUGAGGCCGGCGGAGACCUACGGAAGGAGCCCAUGAACAUCUACAACUUGAAUGCCAUCAUCAGAGACCAGAUCAAGCACCUGCAGAGGGCUGUGGACCGCUCCCUGCAGCUGUCCAGGCAGAGGGCUGCAGCCAGAGAGCUAGCACCCAUGCUUGAUAAAGACAAGGAGUUGUGCAUGGAGGAAAUCCUUAAGCUCAAGUCCCUUCUUAGUACCAAGAGAGAGCAGAUAGCCACACUCAGACUGGUUCUGAAGGCCAACAAACAGACGGCAGAGGUAGCACUGGCCAAUCUAAAGAGCAAGUAUGAGAAUGAAAAGACCAUGGUGACAGAGACGAUGAUGAAGCUGAGGAACGAGCUGAAGGCCCUGAAAGAGGACGCCGCCACAUUCUCCUCUCUCAGAGCAAUGUUUGCCACGAGGUGUGAUGAAUAUGUCACCCAGCUAGAUGAGAUGCAGAGGCAACUUGCAGCAGCAGAAGAUGAGAAGAAGACAUUAAACUCUCUCCUGCGUAUGGCCAUCCAACAGAAACUGGCCUUGACCCAACGGCUGGAGGAUCUCGAGUUUGAUCGUGAGCAGAUCCAUCGUGGCCGCGGUGCUAAAGUGCCCAAGAUAAAAAGCAACCCCCCAAAAUUUUUUGUAGAUUGUCAGCAGCCUGCUGCCUCAGUAUCGUCACACGCCACGCAGCUGAGGCGAGAGAGACUUUCCUUUGCCUACAGUCCGAAAUUUCGUGCUGACCUCCAACAACACCAAGCGGUUUUGUCCAGCAGCAGGAGCCUCCUUUUCUCUCCUUGUGACCUUCGUAACUGCCUGCCCCACCGACCCCAGCCCCCCGGCACAUGACCCCUGCCGAGCGGACGUGGUGCUCCCAUACUUGGGUCCGCCGUGACCCAGAAGUGCUUCCCGGCCCACUGGUUCACUGUGUUGCGAAAGCCGAGGACGAGACAGAGGCCAACACGCGAGAGUGACAAAUCACGUGACUCGUUUCCCCUGUUCGUAUUUAUUAUUUUUCAAUGUUAUUCAUGUUGAUUAUUUAUUUAUUAGAUAUUUCUUACUGAAAUGGUGUUCUUCUCUUGACUGGUCAUUCUUCCACUGUGACGGGAUUUUAUGACACCCAGACAACGCAGUAUUAAUAGGUGGAUUUUACCAGUGUUAAAUUGAUAAUGUAAUUUUAAAUCAAUAGUACAAUUAGGUUUGCCAUCAAGCGAGCAAAGUCCAUUCGAAGAAUUUCUUGUGGUCAUUUCUGGAUUUAAAGGAUCUUCCUAACCUCACCAGUUUUUCUUUGGAUGCUUUUUUUUUUUUUUUUUUUUUUUUUUUGCAAAGCAUGACACUUUUGCUACAUUUAAAAAAAUGUUUUUUUUAAAGUUUAGCGCGGCCUCCGGGGACGUGACUUGAUCUGUGCUUAGCUCAGUUUCUCGUUCGAUGAGCGUGCUUGAGAUGAGGGCUGCUGGCCCGAGUUUUUGCCUUUUGAGUUGCACAGGUUCAAGUGACCACGUAGGGACCAGACCUCCACUUUUUUUAUAUAUAUAUAUAUAUAUAUAUAUAUAUAUAUAUAUAUAUAUAUAUAUAUAUGUCAACAGUAAUCAAAUAAGGUGUGCCUCUUCUUCAGUUACAUAUUAGUUUGUUAUAUUUAUUUGUCUUUUCAGCAAGAUCUUGGACUGUUUUAUUCGAAGGUUACAAAAUAAAACUUUCGAUGUGAAUUUUGAGUUUUGCUGGGGAACUAACUAGAAAUAUUCAAAGUUGUGCGUGUAUAAAAGAAUAUAUGGGCAUUGUUUAGAAAUUUGAGUGAAUGCUACGAACAGGAACCUAUACAAACUUAAAUAUGACAUCCUUAUUUGCCUUCCUGCAACACAUUAUGAUGGUGAUCCGUUUGUAUGGCUUUCCUCAUUCUUCCGCCACACAGUAUGCAGUACUCUCCAAGCACAACUGAGCCACCAUGCAUUCCAGCAAUAUAGACUCACACCCACCAGAAACAGUCGACCUCAUUCUCGUUCCUACUCCCGUCAUCAUAACGACACUAUCUACCAAGUCGGUUAAACGGAUUGUUUCUUAACUGACUUCUGAUCCGAGACGAGUGACUGGGACAGCUAGCCUUUUUAAUGUGUUUCUCCUUUUUUUGUUUUCAUUUUGUAGCCUCAUGCUGUGUUUAACAUUGACGUGUCUUCACCACUCAGAACUGAAAUUCUAGUUAGACAUGAAUGACAUGGAUGAACUGAAGACAGUGCAAUGUUUUUAAAAUGUAUUUCUGAAUGAUUUGGUUCUUGUUGUUUCUCUGUACAUUUGUAAUACUUGUACCCAUGCUGGCUCACUGGUGACCAACCUGUCUUGGUCUGUUUGCACAAUAUAGCAGCAUAGAAGACGAGAGACUAAAAAUGUUUUUAGAAUAAAAUAGCAAUAUGCUGGAGUUGCAAUCGAUUUUUCUCUCU